Messenger RNA from Caretta caretta (loggerhead turtle), 2087 nucleotides. Lineage: Eukaryota; Metazoa; Chordata; Testudines; Cheloniidae. The record is from RefSeq and is a predicted model, not a curated record.
CACAGCUAGGCCCGGGGUUCUGCCCCCUCUCCCCCGGGGCAUCUCGUCCCCCCCGCACCACGCCGCCGUGCAGCGGAGCUCGCCGACCACGCACAGGACCGAGCGAAGGGGGUGCCGCAGGCCGAACUGAGCCCCGCACCCAGAGGGAAGCCACCCCCUGCCACUCGGAGGCCGCCACCCUGCCAGCAGGGCCUGGGCCACGUACAGAGACUCCUCGGCUGUGAGAGAGAGAGAGAGACAGAGCCGUGAGCCGGGGUCCCGGCCCCAGUGCCUCCCCCCUCCCAGCACCCGAGGGACGACGCACAGGCAGGCCCUACGCUACCAGCACUCCCAGCUACCUUCGAGACACCACUGACUUCCUGAGGAAACUACAAUCCAUCGGUGAUCUUCCUGAUAACACCAUCCUGGCCACUAUGGAUGUAGAAGCCCUCUACACCAACAGUCCCACACAAAGAUGGACUACAAGCCGUCAAGAACACUAUCCCCAGUAAUGUCACGGCUAACCUGGUGGCUGAACUUUGUGACUUUGUCCUUACCCAUAACUAUUUUACAUUUGGGGGCAAUGUAUACCUUCAGAUCAGCGGCACUGCUAUGGGUACCCGCAUGGCCCCACAGUAUGCCAACAUUUUUAUGGCUGACUCAGAACAACGCUUCCUCAGCUCUCGUCCCCUAACGCCCCUACUCUACUUGCGCUACAUUGAUGACAUCUUCAUCAUCUGGACCCAUGGAAAAGAAGCCCUUGAGGAAUUCCACCAUGAUUUCAACAAUUUCCAUCCCACCAUCAACCUCAGCCUGGUCCAGUCCACACAAGAGAUCCAUUUCCUGGACACUACAGUGCUAAUAAACGAUGGUCACAUAAACACCACCCUAUACCGGAAACCUACUGACCGCUAUUCCUACCUACAUGCCUCCAGCUUUCACCCUGACCACACCAUGCGAUCCAUUGACUACAGCCAAGCUCUGCAAUACAACCGCAUUUGCUCCAACCCCUCAGACAGAGACAAACACCUACAAGAUCUCUAUCGAGCUUUCUUACAAUUACAAUACCCACCUGCGGAAGUGAAGAAACAGAUUGACAGGGCCAGAAGAGUUCCCAGAAGCCACCUACUACAGGACAGGCCUAACAAAGAAAAUAACAGAACGCCACUAGCCAUCACCUUCAGCCCCCGACUAAAACCCCUCCAACGCAUUAUGAAGGAUCUACAACCUAUCCUGAAGGAUGACCCAUCACUCUCACAAAUCUUGGGAGACAGGCCAGUCCUUGCCUACAGACAGCCCCACAACCUGAAGCAAAUACUCACCAACAACCACAUACCACACAACAGAACCACUAACCCAGGAACCUAUCCUUGCAACAAAGCCCGUUGCCAACUGUGCCCACAUAUCUAUUCAGGGGACACCAUCACAGGGCCUAAUAACAUCAGCCACACUAUCAGAGGCUCGUUCACCUGCGCAUCCACCAGUGUGAUCUAUGCCAUCAUGGGCCAGCAAUGCCCCUCUGCCAUGUACAUUGGUCAAACUGGACGGUCUCUAUGUAAAAGAAUAAAUGGACACAAAUCAGAUGUCAAGAAUGACAACAUUCAAAUCCAGUCGGAGAACACUUCAGUCUCUCUGGUCACUCGAUUACAGACCUAAAAGUGGCAAUUCUUCAACAAAAAGCCUUCAAAAACAGAUUCCAGCAAGAGACUGCUGAAUUGGAAUUAAUUUGCAAACUGGACACCAUUAACUUAGGCUUGAAUAAAGACUGGGAGAGGAUGGGUCAUUACACAAAGUAAAACUAUUUCCCCAUGUUUAUUCCCCCCCCCCCGCACCCCCGCUGUUCCUCAGACGUUCUUGUCAACUGCUGGAAAUGGCCGACCUUGAUUAUCACUACAAAAGGCUUUCUCCCCCCCCCCCCCCGCCCCGCUCUCCUGCUGGUAAUAGCUCACCUUACCCGAUCACUCUGGUUACAGUGUGUAGGGUAACACCCAUUGUUUCCUGUUCUCUGUGUAUAUAAAUCUCCCCACCCUAUUUUCCACUGAAUGCAUCCGAUGAAGUGAGCUGUAGCUCACGAAAGCUCAUGCUCAAAUAAAUUGGUUAGUCUCUAA